Molecule: messenger RNA, 1458 nt
Organism: Serendipita indica DSM 11827
Lineage: Eukaryota; Fungi; Basidiomycota; Agaricomycetes; Sebacinales; Serendipitaceae
Source: the annotation of a GenBank genome assembly
AUGUAUAACAUAUUUCCUCUCGUUCGCGGUGCCCUGCUUGGCACUGUUGGCGCAUGGACAUUUAUUGUGCUGGGCAUAGCGAUUCACUUUCAAAUGUCCUUUGUAGACUCUGCUCCUCAACUGACAUACGUUUCCCUUUCCGUCUUUGUUGCUGCGGUCACUCUUGCUACAUUCCUCGUUGUAGCAAUUGCUCCCUUUGCCCUGAAAGGCCGUUGGGCCGGCGCCGGAUCUGGAUGGCUUGGCCACGACUCGAAGCGAUUCUGGUUGCCUCCAAAGCCCCACCGCCUUCUUUAUUGGUUGCGCCGUGUAAUCGCAAAGUCUCGAAUAUCCUCCGAACAAAGUGGGAACUCGCAUGGCUCGGCGUGCUUGCUCUUCUUUGGACGUCAUUGGCUGGAUACGACGACACCCGCUGCCAAGGACAACGAGGUUGAGUGCUGGGAGGAAGACGAAGAAGGCGUUGUGGUCGACUCGAAUGUCGAAGGCUAUUCCAAUUCGGUCUACCAUGCACGCUACCGAGUCCUCCAAGCCUUUGCAUUCUUCAACUGCAUCCUUCGUGAUCUGUUUCCUCUUUUUGUUCAUUCUCGCUCUCGCAUUCUGGCAUCACAAACGUGGCCGGUAUGUCAUCUGGACGACCCGACGACCUCGGUUGGUUGGUUCGAUGGCCCAACGCGCCGUGGACACCUUCCCCCACCCAUUUCUCACCGCAACUCGCACAAGGACAAGAAGCGAUCGUACGAAAAGUGGGAUGACGAAAAGGAAAAGGGAUCCGGACACAAGAAGGCGUUCAAGUUUGACGCAGCAAGUAUCUCUGAACGUGUCAGAGACACUGUCAAGGACAAGAUGCCGAGCAAGGACAGGAGGAGAGCCAAGGAUACGAGCGAUAUCGACGAAUUUGGCGAGAGGAAGGACCUGAUUGCCAAGCCACCUCCAGUUGCACGCGCAAACACGACGCCGCUCAAACCCAGACAGUACAUGGUGAGCACGUCAGGCGAGACGAAAGCCAAGCCACCGUUGGCACCGAUCGCGGCCAAGAUGACGGAACGCAAAGAGGAAAGGGGCAACACCGAACCAAAGCGUCAGCCCUCUCAACGCGAAAGAGCGGAAAUAGCUCGUCAACAGGCCCGAAGGGAGCGAAACACAACAGACGAUGAACGACCAUCGCGACCAGCCGUCCGCCAGAACAGCUCGCGUGGACAGAGGAGUGGAUCAGCUCAGCCUGCGACUAGAGUGCGCAGAGAGACGAGUACGACACGUGCUCCAGAUGUUCGUAGACAACCUUCGCAAACGCGGGCGACGCCCGAUUUGACGCGUUCUGGAUCUGGAGCUGACCGAGGACGCUCGAGUGCACAAGGACAAGGGCGUGCACAGAGGAGCGAGAGCAAUACUCGCCGAACGACAGACGACGAGCGGUAUCAGUCUCGGAAUCCGUACCGGCCAGCGAAUGGGCGGAGAGUGUAA